Messenger RNA from Osmia bicornis bicornis, 2431 nucleotides. It is a transcript of the gene Crk, whose product is annotated as adapter molecule Crk. Bases 499 to 1362 code for a protein of 287 amino acids. Lineage: Eukaryota; Metazoa; Arthropoda; Insecta; Hymenoptera; Megachilidae. The transcript has 4 exons. The record is from RefSeq and is a predicted model, not a curated record. Gene Ontology annotation, molecular function: protein binding.
CUUUAUAUCUGUGAGAUUGAAAAACUCGGAACGAAUUAUUAGUUUCUGUUUUUAUAGUAGAAUUGAGUAGAAUAUGCUGAUUACUAUUUUUACAGAAGUACAAGUUUGGAGAGCAGUUUUUCAAGAAACAGUCGUACAUAAAUAAAUGUAUCGCAUCUUUGUGUAGCUUUGAAAGAGGAGAAAUAGAGUGUGCUACGAUAUUCGUCGUAAGGUGGCAACUCAGAACGAAAGAGAAAGAACAGGAAAAAAAAGGCGUUCCAUCCCGUCUCGGGAUCGUCUGCCAGACUCGUCAGUGGGGCUGAUAACAGACGAUCCCUGCCCCAGAUGCCAAUAACCCCGGUUUUCGAAACUCGUAUAUAUUCGAAUUGCGUGCCAGGAGACCGCCAGCGAGAAGAAAUUUAAUCCCGCUGCCACCUGGCGGUCGCCGACCUGAGCUAAGGGCGUCCGGGGAGACUCGCCGUCUUUCCUCUUCCACUAAAAACGCCUACAUACAAAACAAUGGCUGCUACUUUCGAUCAAUAUGACAAGUCCAGUUGGUACUUUGGUCCAAUGUCACGUCAAGAAGCCUCGGAUUUACUGAUGGGUGAAAAAGAAGGUGGUGUAUUUUUAGUACGUGACAGCACAUCGAUACACGGGGAUUUUGUUCUAUGUGUACGAGAGGACAGCAAGGUUAGCCAUUAUAUUAUAAAUAAAAUUCAGCAGGGUGAUCAAGUACGUUAUCGGAUUGGAGAUCAAAUAUUUCCUGAUAUUCCCAACCUUUUGGCUUUUUACAAAUUACAUUAUUUGGAUACAACACCAUUGAUCAGGCCUGCUCCUAAAAAGACACAAAGGGUGAUAGCAAAAUAUGAUUUUGAGGGCAACGAUCCUGAUGACUUACCAUUCAGGAAAGGGGAAAUUCUCACAAUUAUAACAAAAGAUGAAGAACAAUGGUGGACUGCCAGAAACAGUCUUGGUCAAACUGGUUCAGUCCCAGUUCCGUAUGUUCAGAAAUACGAAGAAGACAAUCAUUCAGUAAUGGAGAACAAUUCUCGUCCGGACAGCGGAGGAAGUUCAACUAUAAAUUCAAAUUCUGUUCAGGUUUCUGCUUCUCAGUUGUCGUAUCCGGAAGGUGGACAAGGCACGACGCGCAGGUCUAACAUUCAGCGAACGUUACCUGCGUUUGCAAAAGUGAAACAGGCAAGAGUACCAAAUGCAUACGAUAAAACUGCUCUAAAACUAGAAGUUGGAGACGUGAUAAAAGUAACGAAAACUAAUAUAAACGGCCAGUGGGAAGGUGAAUUGCACGGCAAGGUUGGCCAUUUUCCAUUUACACAUGUUGAGUUUGUGGAUAAUGAGACUGGAGAAGACAAUCAAGAGAUUUAACGGAAGUCUUCCAAGUGUGAUGAGUAAUGAAGUUGACUUGGCAAUUUAGGUUUAUAUUAGCAGUUAUCCUAUGUACUGGUACAUAGAAUCAGCCUAAUUAAGAUUUCUGUAUAGAAUUAUUUGUUUUGUAGCAGUCUUUAAUUGAUUUUAAUAAUCGUUAAUAAUUUGUAUUCGUUUGUAUACGAGUUCAAACAUAUUAAAUCUAUAUACACAUUACAUGUAUCGGGUAAUCGCAUAUAUUUUUAUGGGUUACCAGAAAAGAAGGUUUUUUAAUAACAGUUUUGUACCGGUACAUAUCAUGCUGUCUAGCCAUAGGUUGUGCCACAAACGGAACAACAUUUUCUACUAGAAUAUUCUAUUUAAUAAAGAAGCUGUUAACCAUAUUAUGAUUGUAAUUAUACAUGAAUUACAUUAACUAUAUAUUAUUAGGUAAUUACAUAAGUUGCAAUUGCUGAGUAACGUUUUUAAGACAGCAGAAACUGUGAAUUUAUGUUUCUAAGUGCACCGUAUUAUAUCGUCAUGAUUGUAAGUUACGCGGAUUACUUGUUAAUAUGUAAUUAUACAGAUCAUAAGAGCAUUUAGUUGUGUAAAAAAAAUGGUAGCAACUUUAAAGUUCCGCUUUAUACUAUGUAUACAUUAAUUUUAUUAUAAUAGCAGUCAUACAUGAGUUACUGUAAAUUAUAUAUUAUUAAUAUAUAAUUAUAUAAGUGAACUGUAUCGUGAUUUUUGUUGUAAGAACAACUUCGAAAAUUACUUUAAAGUUCUGUUUAACGUAGAAAUUAGUAUAAAUACAGUUAUGUAUGUAUAAAUACAUUUUAAUAUAUAUUUACAUAUUAUUAUAUAUUUGUAAAAAUUGUAAUUUUAUCGUACAUUUUAAUCAAUUGUUUUUCAAUAUUUUUAUAUGGAUACAAACUGGCAACUUCAGAGUUCUACUCACACUAAUAUGUAUUAAUUGCAUUUGAGUAUAAUUAUAUGUAAGCUGUAUGUACGUGAUGUACAGUCGUUUAGAAAACACUGUAACUUUUUGCAUUUCUACAAGUAUUUACAAAUUGAUUUAUUUUAUUUGUAA